AUGAUCCGAGCCGCAGAAGGCGACACUGCCGAGGCGGCUGAGAAAGAUAUAGUGCCCGAGGUGGAACCGGGUGAAAUUAUCCCCGAGGUGUCCGCGGACGGCUCGGUGGCGCGGAGUAAGACUCCUUCGCAAUCCGCCAUCCUGGCCCUCCCGAAGUCGAUGAGGCCACCGACUUCGGUCGUCCAGAAGCAUGACUCUAGCCGAAAACGUUCGGCUACUGACAAGGGGAAAGGCGUCGCUGUCCAGAAGGACGAUCCGUCCAAAAAGAGGCGGAAACCGACGCCCGGGGACCCCGCCGCGCGUAAAUUGGUUGUUGACGACCCCGACGCUUCUGCCGUCAUGUUCUCGCGUGUAAAUAACGCGAACACGCGUCUUCCUCCUCCGGAGAAGCUGAGGAGGCCGAGGUCAUACGGCGCGAUGGCACAGCGUGGUACCAAGUUUGUCGCGGCCAUUAAUGACCUGAUGGCCGAGUAUGAGGCGGACCUGUCUAAGGUCGAACGUCGCUUGGACGAGGCCCGAAAUGAGACCGCGGCGUCAAAGGUGAAGCUGGAAGAGGCGCAAAACGAAGCCGCGGCAGCGAAGGGGAAACUCACCAAGGCGAUGACCCGAGUGUCGAGGUUGGAAGAGGAGAAGAUAGUUCUUCGAGCAGACAUUAACAAAGUUUCCGCCUCGGUGAUUCGCCUGGAGGAAGCAAGGAGAGCCAAAAGCGCCGAGGUGGCGUUGCUUAAAAGGCGUAUCGAGGCCAAGGACGUGCUGUUCGAAGCCAAGGUCAAACGCGCGAAGAAGGAGGCGAGGCGUGAGCUGACGGCGAAGUUUCAGGAACGCCUUGCCAAGGUGGAGGAGGGUUUGAUCAAGCUCGAGAAGGCCAAAAAUGAUGAGAACGAUCUGGGACAGAUCAAGAGCAAUCUUGCGAUGAUUGCCGACCUGAAGAAGCCGGACGCCCCGACGCUUGACGAUGAGGAGGCGAAGCUGAAAAGCUGGGAGAGUGAGUAUGCCGACGACGAGGCGUACGAGCGUAUUGCUUCCGAGAUUCGGGGCGAACUGUAUUACUCUCCCGUAUCGCCAGACUCGGUCGACACCACCCUCGGCAACGAGCCGCUCGAAGAAACAGCGGCCAAUUUAGGCGUUGUGGACCCGAACGGCUCGAACGCGGGUACGCCGAUUCCCUCGAACCUUCUCGCCGAUCGAGAAUUGCAGUCCGCGGCAUGA
Messenger RNA from Eutrema salsugineum, 1209 nucleotides. RefSeq lists its product as uncharacterized. The record is from RefSeq and is a predicted model, not a curated record. The coding region runs from base 1 to 1209 and encodes 402 amino acids. NCBI's taxonomy places the organism in Eukaryota, Viridiplantae, Streptophyta, Magnoliopsida, Brassicales, Brassicaceae. The transcript is spliced from 2 exons.